AUGGAAUCGAAUCAAAUACAAACUUAUCAAAUAACUCAAGAAGAACAACUUAAUGAUAAUGAAAAAGUAGUACUCCGAACUCUAGUUGGUGAUCCAAAUCGGCAUAAACCAUUAGUACACCAUCCACCACCGACUACAAAAAAGUCGCAAGAUGAAAUACCAGCAUCAAUGUAUACACUUGAAACUCGACAACGACCAAUUCCAUCGAAAGUAUUGCCAAAACCAACGGAAGCCACAUUGUAUUACAUUGAUUCUAAACAAUCUUCGAUGCAUAGUGUUUCAUUGUCGAAAGAAGAACGAGACACACCGCAACCUUCUGAACCAGAAGCAUUGAGAAUGGUAGAAGAAGAACAAGAAUCUCAACCAACUGUUUUUCUUGAACCUAAAAUUAUUUCACAACCUGUUCUUUACAGUGUUGUUGCAACGAAAACUCCUUCAGCCCAAAAUGAUCAAUCAAUUUCAACUAAUCAACAUAUCGAUGCACCUGUAUUCUAUACAAUAACUGGUAAAUCGAAUCUUCCAACUCUAGACAUGAGUGCAACUAAUUUAAAUGCUGAAACACUUGUUGUUGAUCAAUCAUCUAAUUUAUAUUCAUUGGUUGGCAAUCCACGUAUUCCAGUACAAUCUCAAGAACCAAUACCAAACACUUCACAACAGCUACCACCAAAUCUUUAUUCAAUUGUUGGUAGUCCAACGCUUUCAGCAAACAUGUUACAAGCACAUACAGUUGAUCCAACGCCUUCGACUCAACCAAUAAAAACUAAUUCUGUUCAACAAGCACCAAUUUUAUAUACAGUGGUUGAUGAAAAAAAAAUACCUACUAAUAUACCCAAGGAAAAUCGUCCACCACCACCACCAGCAGUACCUAUUAAAAAACAAUCAAAUGAUGCUACUUUGUAUACAGUAAUUGGAGAUCCUAGUAUGCCUCAAUCAAUGACACCUACUCACAAAACUCAACCAAUAAAACCACAAGCAUUAUCACAACAAAUUCAAAUACCUACAUUGUACGCAUUAAUUGGCAAACCAAAAUCACCAUCAAUAGAAAAAAUGAAUAGUCAAUCGAAACCAUCUGUAUCAAACAAAACAACACCAUCAACUGAAAUUCGUACUAAACGAACUAAUUACAGUCUUGAACGUCAAACAGCACAAGAUGCAGUAAUCGAGGAAAUUACUGCUAUUUCGGAUACAAAACAUAAACGUCACACGAAAUCACAAGAAUUAACAAUACCAAAAUCCGAAACCGUAUUCAUUCCUUUGCCCGAACGUGAACAUGUAUCACGUUCGAAACAACUUCGAACAACUCCUCGAAAUAUAAGUCCUGGACAAAUACAUCGCAAAUUGUGUACAAUUCCACGUUACGAUCCGCUUCAUGCAUCUGAUUACAUUUCACCAUAUGCUUAUCAUCCAUCAAAGCCAUAUCGUGAACGAAAAUAUAAUCCAAAAUUAUUACCUAUGAUAACAAAUAAUUCUUCUGAACGUAAAACAAGACCAUUACUUUAUGAACCUCGUCAUCGAGUCGAACGAAAACAUCCAUAUGAUCCAUGGACACCUCAUUCUUUAGAGAGAUAUUCUACUAAUACGAAGCAACCCUCUCGUGUGUGGGAUUUUGAAGAACGUGCUCAAACCGAUGGUGAUGAUGAUGUAAAUGAAUCAACAUCAAAUAGACGAAAAGAAACUUAUCGAAGAUUUCGACCACGUACACCAUGGAUACCUGUUUGGUGA
This is a messenger RNA of Rotaria sp. Silwood1, 1722 nucleotides long. The record is from the annotation of a GenBank genome assembly. NCBI's taxonomy places the organism in Eukaryota, Metazoa, Rotifera, Eurotatoria, Philodinida, Philodinidae.